Messenger RNA from Trypanosoma grayi, 1809 nucleotides. RefSeq lists its product as hypothetical. Gene Ontology annotation, biological process: pseudouridine synthesis. Gene Ontology annotation, cellular component: nucleus. Gene Ontology annotation, molecular function: RNA binding; pseudouridine synthase activity. NCBI's taxonomy places the organism in Eukaryota, Euglenozoa, Kinetoplastea, Trypanosomatida, Trypanosomatidae. The transcript has a single exon. The record is from RefSeq and is a predicted model, not a curated record. Bases 1 to 1809 code for a protein of 602 amino acids.
AUGGCCAAGGAUAGAAUCAACUUCAGGCGCUCCAUGAAGUAUGCCCACGAUGCCGCAGUGAUGGAGGACAUCGUCGGCAUCACCGCACUUCGCACAGCGAAUACCCGUUACGGCGAUGUUGAGGAUGCGAGAAACUCGCGGGUGACGGGAUUAAUGAAAUGGUCUCUCGAUGACUUGGUCGUUCAGGAGGUGUGGCCGGAUGCUGCCAUUACCCGAAAUGACAAGGAGGAAGGUGAUGGGACAACUUCUGUCGCGUUUGUGGUCAGUGCGAUUGCUGAAGGCGUCCCCGAUGGUGUGAUUGCUGCUCUUAUCAGAGACAAGUGUCCUCAUGGAACCCCGGUAUGCUUUGUUACACCUGUAGACUUUGGUAGUUGCCAUGAACGCUUCGUAUUGGUGCGCUCCGCCUCACGGGAGGCUAGGCGCCAGUUUCAGCGCCCGCAGACAAUGCAUACAGCCGAAGGGGUUGUGUGUAUUGGUAAGGCUAUCGACAUUCCACUAUUGUCCAAUGCAUCAUCGCCUCUGCCAGUUCAUCUUCUCCCUGAUGUACGUUACUCCAUUGUAUUGAGGAGCAUGCGAGGUGCCUUGGCGGAUGUUCUCCCCCGUUUAGAAAAAUUGCAGUUCAAUGGAUUCUUGAACUAUAGUCAUUUGGCGCGGCAUGGUGUAGGUAUAUUUCGCGCCUUUGAGAGCGGGCGGCAUCUUCUGCAUCGAGAUUACGUGGAGUUUCUCCAAAGUUACGUGCUGGGUCUGACGGAGUGCUCACCACUUAUUCGCAAGGAACUAAAUCCUUUGCUGGACAUUUUUGCGGAUCCAAAAUCCACACGCGUAGGUUGGGCAGGCGUCAAAAGUGGUUUGGAAUAUGCUUUGAAAAAGGAUGAACCCUUGAUACGUAGAGCACAAACAGGAUUGUUUUAUCCUCAUCAUCAUCUUCUUCGUGAUUUACUCGGAAGGGCGUCCGAUCUCGCUCCCAAAUGUCAUGACUCGGCUCAGAUUAUUCGUGAAAGUAUCCCUCGUUUGGUACUCCAGGAAAAGCUUAGGAGCGUGGGAGAUGUACAUUUUAAUGCACUUGCAUCACUUCGGUGGGAAAUGUACGGCGAUCAGGUUGUAGCAGGAGAUCUUGUGAUUCCUGACGAUGAAGCAAGAGAGCCGCUUGACGUGUUUGAGGCUCCUGCUGAUCAUAUCAACGGGGAAAUGACAUGCAUACAUCAUCUUGAGUGGCUCUCUGUUGCUGGUGAUGCGCACUUGAAUGCGUUGCUGGGACGCGUUCGCGUGGUACAAAGUGCUGAAGAGGCAAAGCGGUACAGAAUAGAUCAAGUUGUUCUCCCUGUCAUGGGUUACGGGGCGGAGCGUUUACAUUCCCCUGGAAAUCAAAUAAAAGAGGCGUCAGAGAGACUGGGGCGAGAACUGCAGGUAGAAGGAUUGCCGCAGAUGAAGGCUGCUCCACCUGCUACAUAUCGUCGCCUUGUUGUGUGUCCAAAGGACUUUGCAUAUUGUGUGUUUGAUAACGAAAGAGGGUGGUGCUGGGAGAGUAACCAGAACACGCCCAUUCGGUCACAGCUUUAUGAAGAUCAGGAGGGCAUCACGCGGCAGCCCUCACCUCUUUUUGUUGCUACAGGCAAAAACAUGAUUGCUCGUCGAGGUAUUCGGGGUGCAGAGCAGCGGAGCCAUUUUCUCAAGCCAGCAAGACGUGGCGGUAUGACGUGCGUGCUUCGUAUGACGUUGCCGCGAGGCUCGGCGGUGACUUCUGCGUUGCGUGAGGUGUUUCAAUUUGCCACACUUGAUCCUGGCGCUAUUUUUCAUCUCCUUCGCUGA